AUAAAAAACACACAGAAAAGCUAAACAAUCUUUGCUUUCAAGUCCCUCACUAAUUGAUUAUAACUUAUAAGUCAUAAGUACUUGCAUUUUCUUCUACUCUAUUGUAGUGCUAUAUCAAUCCUUAUCCAUAAUUUCUGCUAUAUUAUAGUACUUCUUUGAUCAACUCUCUGUACUAUCUACUUUGAUAAUAUUAUAUAAUAAUAUUAUAAACUAUGCUCUCAACUCCAUUUUUUGUCUUUUGUCUACUUCUGACGACGGCGUUGAUUGGCGUCGCCGGCGAGUACUUCAAGCCGUUCAAUGUGAGUUAUGAUCACCGAGCUAUCGUUAUUGACGGACAUCGCCGGAUGCUCAUUUCUGCCGGAAUUCAUUAUCCUAGAGCCACUCCUCAGAUGUGGCCUAGUCUGAUUGCGAAGAGCAAAGAAGGUGGCGCAGAUGUUAUCCAAACAUAUGUUUUUUGGAGUGGGCAUGAACCAGUUAAAGGAAAGUAUUACUUUGAAGGGAGAUAUAAUCUUGUCAAGUUUGUGAAGCUAGUGGGAUCAAAUGGGCUCUAUCUUCAUCUACGGAUAGGUCCUUAUGUUUGUGCGGAGUGGAACUUUGGGGGCUUUCCAGUUUGGCUUCGUGAUGUACCUGGUAUUGAAUUUCGUACUAACAAUGAACCAUUCAAGAGGGAGAUGCAGCGAUUCGUGAAAAAGAUAGUUGAACUUAUGCGAGAGGAAAAUCUCUUUAGUUGGCAAGGUGGUCCAAUCAUUAUGUUGCAGAUUGAGAAUGAGUAUGGGAAUAUUGAAGGUGCUUAUGGACAGAAGGGGAAAGACUAUGUAAAAUGGGCUGCCAACAUGGCUGUGGGACUUGGUGCAGGUGUUCCAUGGGUUAUGUGCCAACAAGUAGAUGCUCCAGAAUUUAUACUAGAUGCCUGUAAUGGAUACUAUUGCGACAGUUUUAGACCAAAUUCAAAAAAGAAACCAAUGCUUUGGACGGAGAAUUGGGAUGGAUGGUUUGCAAGUUGGGGUGGUGCAAUUCCCCAUAGACCAGUCGAAGACCUUGCAUUUGCAGUUGCUCGCUUUUUCCAACGUGGGGGAAGCUUUCAGAAUUAUUAUAUGUAUUUUGGUGGUACGAACUUCGGCAGGACUUCCGGAGGUCCAAAUUAUAUCACUAGUUAUGACUAUGAUGCCCCACUUGAUGAAUAUGGACUGCUGAGCCAACCAAAAUGGGGACACUUGAAGGACCUUCAUGCGGCUAUAAAGCUUUGUGAACCUGCGCUUGUUGCUGCUGAUUCACCUCAGUACAUGAAAUUAGGUCCACAGCAGGAGGUGCAUGUUUAUCGUGGAAAUAUCACCCAAGGGCUAACUACAGCUUUCUCCACAAGUAAGAGUGUCUGUGCAGCAUUUCUCGCAAACAUAGACGAGCAUAAAGCAGCUGAUAUCGAAUUCCUCGGUCAAGUAUAUACUUUACCUCCAUGGUCAGUAAGUAUAUUGCCAGAUUGCAGGCACGUGGCUUUCAACACAGCAAAGGUCGGGGCUCAAACUUCGAUAAAGCUCGUGGAUUUUAAUUUGCCUUCUUCGAAGAUGAAUGUACCUCAGCCAUUAACGUUUCAGGAUGAAGUUACAUAUAUUGCAAAUGACUGGAUGACUUUGAAGGAGCCAAUUGGUUUGUGGAGUAAAAAUAACUUCACAUCCCUAAGCAUAAUGGAACAUUUGAAUGUUACGAAGGACAAAUCUGAUUAUCUGUGGUAUACCACCAGAUUAUACAUAUCAGAAGAUGAAAUAUCAUUCUGGGAGGAAAAUGAGGUCAGUCCAGAACUAUCAAUUGAUAGCAUGCGUGAUUUGGUUCGCAUUUUUAUUAAUGGGAAGCUUUCAGGCAGUGCAAAAGGGGAUUGGAUAAAGGUGGUGCACCCUAUCCAACUCGUACAAGGAUACAAUGACAUAGUAUUGCUGUCUGAAACUGUGGGCUUGCAGAAUUAUGGAGCCUUCUUAGAGAAAGACGGGGCUGGAUUUAAAGGUCGUAUAAAGCUUACUAAUAGCAAAAAUGGGGAUGUAGAUCUAACAGAAUCCUCGUGGACCUACCAGGUUGGCCUUAAAGGUGAGUUCCAGAAAUUAUAUACUAGGGAGAAGGCUGAAAGUGUGAGAUGGAUGAAGUUGACACCUGAUGCUACUCCAUCAAUUUUUUCAUGGUACAAGACAUACUUUGAUGCUCCGGUCGGAACUGAUCCUGUUGUCCUUAAUUUGGGAAGUAUGGGAAAGGGACAGGCAUGGGUUAAUGGCCACCAUAUAGGAAGAUAUUGGGAUCUGAUCUCUCCUAAAGAUGGAUGUAGACCUUGUGAUUAUCGUGGAGCAUACUCCUCUGAAAAGUGUACUACUAACUGCGGGAACCCUACUCAAAUAUGGUACCACGUACCAAGGUCAUGGUUGCAGAGAGAUCAAAAUUUACUAGUUAUGUUUGAGGAAACAGGGGGGAACCCAUAUAAAAUUACAAUUAACACAAUUUCUGCUCAAACUAUUUGUGGUCGAGUACCAGAGACCCACUACCCACCUCUUCACAUAUGGGGACAUCCAGAUUUUAUAAAUGGGAAAAUAUCAAUCAAUGAUAUGACACCCGAACUGCAUUUGCAGUGUGAAGAUGAGCAUACUAUAUCUUCUAUAGAAUUUGCGAGCUAUGGGACCCCUCAGGGAAACUGCCAGAACUUAUCCAAAGGCAACUGCCAUGCACCAAAUUCGUUAUCCGUGGUGUCCCAGGCUUGUCAGGGACGAAAUAGCUGUUCGAUUGCAGUUUCAAAUGACGUAUUUGGUGACCCAUGCCGGGGCAUCGUAAAGACUUUGUCUGUUCAAGCAAGAUGUUUGCCUUCAUCAUUUGCCAGAUCUGCCUCAAUGUAGUUGGCAAGCCCUUUUACCUCUAGUACAAACUUUAGAAGGGCUGUACAACUUACAUAUGAUGUUGGCAUAUUCAGAUAAAAAAGUGUAAGAAUAAGUUUACAUAUGAUGAAUGUACAUAGAAUUGUCAAGUUAUCGGUUAAUCGAGCAAGUCUACUUUCUUUCUGA
Daucus carota subsp. sativus is the source of this 3032-nucleotide messenger RNA. Its product is annotated as beta-galactosidase 9. The transcript has 19 exons. Gene Ontology annotation, molecular function: beta-galactosidase activity; carbohydrate binding. Gene Ontology annotation, biological process: carbohydrate metabolic process. The record is from RefSeq and is a predicted model, not a curated record. Gene Ontology annotation, cellular component: vacuole; cell wall. Lineage: Eukaryota; Viridiplantae; Streptophyta; Magnoliopsida; Apiales; Apiaceae. The coding region runs from base 213 to 2867 and encodes 884 amino acids.